Lytechinus variegatus (green sea urchin) is the source of this 2239-nucleotide messenger RNA. RefSeq lists its product as uncharacterized. The coding region runs from base 1179 to 2039 and encodes 286 amino acids. NCBI's taxonomy places the organism in Eukaryota, Metazoa, Echinodermata, Echinoidea, Temnopleuroida, Toxopneustidae. The record is from RefSeq and is a predicted model, not a curated record. The transcript has 3 exons.
UCAUAAUCAGGUACUCAAAACAUCUACAGAUCUGGCUGAGUGGCGGUCGUUGAGUAUUAUCAGUCAUUAUCAUUACAUCCAAUUGUUCUACGAUCUUGUGAUUAUACGUGUAUUUAACACUUGUUAAGUGUUGACUUCAAAACGUACGUUUCAAUCUGUUUUUCGACACUGCUUUUAUAAACCGUGGAUUCCCAGUGGACGUCUGUUUGUAAUCAUGCCGUUCGUUCUUCUCCAUUGUGAAAUAGGUCCUGUGUGAUAUAUCUUCCAUCACAAAGCAUCUAGACAUCAAACCUUAACACAGGAGUUUCAAGCCGAACGACAGGGACACACGGAAAGCGAAAUGCAAACAUAUCAUUCUGGAAAGUAAACCCCAUUCGCUAAUGUUUAAUCAUCUUGUUAACACCAUCGAUGUACACGGAGCAGGAUAACAUUGGCAUGGAGGAAUUUCUCUCUCAGAUUUUCACACCAUGUUGACAAUGUUCCAGGAUCAUUCUCAGUAAAUUGAAAACUCAUUCGCUCGUUUGAAGUGUAAUCCCGUGAAGCAACUCAUUGGACAUCUGAUACAGUUUUGGGUUAUUCAAACAUUGCGUCCUCCUGAUGUGAAAGAGAUAUUGUCAACACGGUUAAUGCACUGUUUGUUAACUUUAACAUCCAGGCGAGAUGUCUUGAUACAUUCUCUCUCAAGUCUGAACUGUAUCUUUUCACCAUCCCGGGUCACUCAGAACUGUUCACUCCUGAAUAUUUCACGUGUUGCAAAGGCAAUUGGACAUGUUGGAAUGAAUUUGAAAUGAAUCGAUAGAGCAACGACAGGGUACCGUCUUGAGUAGGCCUACUGAGUCUUGAACAUCUUAGUCUGGUUAGCUGUACCUGAGCCGAGUUUUCAGAGUAAGGAGUGAAUCACUGUCUUGAUCCGUCAGAGAAAACAUCCCUGACCUUAAACUUGAAGUGCCGAGUUCUGAACCCUUUAAGCGACAUUGGGCUUGCAUCUGUUGCCAUCUGAAAACAAAAUUUUAGCGCAAGGAUAAGUCAGAUUAAAGAAACUUGAGAUACACGGUUAUGAACCCUUCCUAGAAGCGAUAUUUGUCGCCGUAAUAUUUCCUUCUGGAUGAGCCGAACAUUUAGAGCAAGGAGCGAAUCACCUGAUCAGUCAGAGAUAACAUAAAACCCUAAAACUUGAGAUGCAUGGUUCAGAACCCUUCCUUAGCGACCUUGGGCUUGUACCCGUCGCCACCGGGGAGAGGGAUGCAUCGUUGCACCUCUACCGCCGCAAUAGCUGCCAUCAGGAAAGACUACAUCAGGAUCUCCAAAGGCUAAGGCAUCAGCAAGAACAAGUGUUGCGGAGAGCCAACCGUGAAAUCAUCGAUCUGAACUUGGAACAGAAAAAGCGUCGAGAGAAUCUCAACCGAACCCGACGUCGAUCAGAGUGUCUUGGUACUCUACGACAUCCAGACUCUACACACGGUGAUCACCACCCAUUCAGUAGAUACCAUUCAAGCAGCCAGAGCAGUAUUCACAGAACCACCUCCCGCUCGCCAUCAUCACCGACGUCGUCGACCAGCGGGUCGUUUCCACGACGUCGAGCAUCGAUCGACACGCCGACAAGUCUUCCACCGUUACCACGCGCCACAACGACGAUUGAAGCUUCAAACUCGAGUCCAGUUGAGCGUCCGAAAUCGAGAUCGCCCGAGCAGCUGCAUUCGAGUUCAUCGACCUCGAUGACCACUAAAUCCUCGGCUUCGAUACAUGAGAUAUACAUGGACUCCAAGUCGAAGAAAGACUUCACGAGACUGAAGAAGUUGUCUGACCGGUGGCGCAACGCGGCGCAACAGGUCACCAACGUCGAUCGGACGGGCAAACCUCCCAUUCCGACGAGCUCGUUUGCCGGAUCGUCCACCGGAAAGGACCACGAGGUUCACAAGACGUCGAAAGUUUUCGACAGGUUGAGUAUGAAUACCAAAGCCACUGCGAUGUCCUCGGACAAUUUCCUUAAGGUGCUCAAGCACAAAUACAAGACUCGUGAUGCACCCUCGAAGACAUAGUGAAUCCCCAUUCAAGUCAUUCGAAGUUAUUGUUCUUUUGAAAUGACACAGAGAUUUCAACAGUAUUUUGUGGGGAGUGUUAUUGCGUAAAAGAAAUCUUAUUACUUGUAAAAUGGUUUACCUUUCAGCCGAUUUUCGUAUUCUCUCUUUUUAUUUCAUUCACUUAUUUUAUUCUUAUUCAUUCAUUCAUUCAUUCACUC